CUAGCGGUUGUGAAGAAUAAACGAUUACAUACGCUCGUGCCAAACAGAGGGCUCUCGCGCUGCUGCGUGCUCUAGCUUUCAGCAGACACAGCUCAGUAAUUUUAUCUGAGUCGCCGACUGUGCGUGUGGUAGGCGGACCCCGAACACUUUUCACAUCCCACUUUUGAGAAGAUUACUAGGACAAUUUAGUGGGAAACACAUGACAGUUACACAGCUGGGAGGGAAGGCGGACGGACGUGUAGUGGGACAGAAGAGGCAGGACAACACGCCGAGGGUCGAGACAGCCGAGAAACGAGCGGUGGCCAGAUCAGUGUGGAGAUAUUUGGAGUUGGAAGAGGACACUGAUACUUCCCUGAUCCCAGGAGGAAAUUAAAAACGUCACUCUCUUAGCUCUUACGGUGCAUUCACACAGACUCGAGCAUCUUCACAUUUCCGCAGAGAGAUUAUCACUCACCUGAGCAGAAAUGAGUGAGGAUAAACCAGCUGAGACUGUGGAAACUUCCCCAGCGGAGGUGAAUGCUAUUCCUAAUGGGAAGGGCCACGAGCCUGGGGAGGAGAUCACAGCAUCAGCCAAAACACCGCCUGCAGAGGAUUGUGAAAAGGAAACUGUAGCCAAUAGUGCCCAGAAUGCUAGUUCACACGGAACUGAAAAUACAGAAUCCAACCUCCCAGAGAGCCAGGAGUUCUUAUCAGGUGUGGAGGACAAGAAGACAACACGCUUUACAGAUUUUGAAGGAAAAACCUCAUUCGGGAUGUCCGUCUUCAACCUUGGAAAUGCAAUCAUGGGAAGUGGAAUUCUAGGACUUGCAUAUGCUAUGGCCAACACAGGGAUCGUCUUGUUUCUGUUACUCCUUACAGUGGUAGCUGUCCUGUCAUCGUAUUCCAUCCAUUUACUCUUAAAGUCAUCAGGUAUUGUAGGUAUUCGUGCGUAUGAGCAGCUCGGCUACAGGGCUUUUGGGACGCCGGGAAAGAUGGCGGCAGGUAUUGCCAUUACGCUGCAGAACAUUGGAGCCAUGUCCAGUUACCUUUACAUAGUCAAGUAUGAGUUUCCUCUGGUCAUCCAGGCAUUUCUGAAAGUGGAUAAGCCAGCAGGAGAGUGGUACCUGAAUGGAAACUACCUGGUCAUCAUUGUUUCUGUGGCAGUAAUAUUACCACUGGCUCUUAUGAAACAGCUCGGAUACCUGGGAUACACCAGUGGCUUCUCACUGAGCUGCAUGGUUUUCUUCCUUAUUGCUGUCAUCUACAAGAAGUUCAAUGUCCCUUGUCCAUUUGUGGACUUUGCAUUUAACAGCACUGCCAGCGAAAUGAGUGUCAAUGCCACAGAUCCUGGCGGGGAGGUCGAUCCUGCCUGUAUUCCCAAGUUGGCCAACCUCAACUCACAAACGGCCUACACCAUCCCCAUCCUGGCGUUCGCCUUUGUGUGCCACCCAGAGGUCCUCCCCAUCUACACAGAGCUGCGCAAUGCCACCAAGAAAAAGAUGCAGCAUGUGUCCAACAUCUCCAUUGCAGUUAUGUACAUCAUGUACUUCCUGGCUGCUCUUUUUGGAUACCUGACAUUUUAUGGUGAAGUGGAAGCAGAGCUGCUCCACACCUACAGUCGUAUUGACCCGUAUGACACUUUAAUUUUGUGUGUGCGUGUUGCUGUGCUCACUGCUGUCACACUUACUGUACCAAUCGUCCUCUUUCCUGUACGGCGAGCAAUCCAGCAGAUGAUGUUCCCCAACAAAACCUUCAACUGGGCUCGCCACAUUGCCAUUGCCAUAAUUUUGCUCACUUUCAUCAACCUGCUGGUUAUCUUUGCCCCGAAUAUCCUGGGCAUUUUUGGGGUCAUUGGUGCCACGUCUGCUCCCUGUCUCAUCUUCAUCUUCCCUGCUGUCUUCUAUAUCCGUAUUGUACCCAAAGAAGAGGAGCCACUGCGCUCACUUCCCAAAAUCCUGGCUGCCUGUUUUGCAGGGAUUGGCUUCCUGUUUAUGACAAUGAGUCUCAGCUUUAUCAUCAUUGAUUGGACAUCAGGCACCAGUAAAGCCAGCAGUGGUCAUUAAGCAUGUUUCCCUUUUUUGUUUUCCUGUUUUUUUAUGUUGAUUUGGAUCUUUGUUGUAAUGUUACUGUUUUUAACUUUCAAUCAUUGAUGUUCAAGAUGCCCUGUCCUUUCCAUUAGAAAUUGUCAGCCACAGAAACUAGAGUGCUCACUCUCACUCUGAUGAGAUUAUUAUUAUACAGGUUACUGUGGAUCCUGCCAAACAAUGACUGCCCAGUCUAGUAAACUUUCUCUGAGAGCUGAUAGUGAAUUUACUUGGAGGCCAGGUAUGUUAAGAUUGAUGGUGACACUUGGAGGCUGUGCCUUGUGAGAGAAGAAGAAGAAGA
Molecule: messenger RNA, 2364 nt
Organism: Melanotaenia boesemani (Boeseman's rainbowfish)
Lineage: Eukaryota; Metazoa; Chordata; Actinopteri; Atheriniformes; Melanotaeniidae
Product: sodium-coupled neutral amino acid transporter 3-like
Exons: 17
Coding region: 465-2042 (525 amino acids)
Biological process (GO): histidine transport; amino acid transmembrane transport; L-glutamine transport
Molecular function (GO): L-glutamine transmembrane transporter activity; L-asparagine transmembrane transporter activity; L-histidine transmembrane transporter activity
Source: RefSeq, a predicted model, not a curated record